CUUUUGCUUUCUCUUUCUCUUCCCUCCUAUUUUCCUCUCUCUUUCUUUUUUUUUUCCCUCCCUCCUUCCUAUCUCUGACCUAAUUGAGAUCCUUCCCUUUGUAAUAUCAAUCAGCUAGGCCUAGAUCCAUAACCAGUUAUAGAUCAAAGAUGACUCCAUCAGGUCAAUUUGGGGACACAACGUAUACAAAGGUGUUUGUUGGGGGUUUAGCUUGGGAGACUCAAAAGGAAACCAUGAAGAAAUAUUUUGAACAAUUUGGUGAUAUCUUAGAAGCUGUUGUUAUCACUGAUAAGGCUACUGGAAGAUCCAAAGGCUAUGGAUUUGUAACAUUUCGUGAGGCAGAAGCAGCGAUGAGGGCUUGUGUUGAUGCUGCUCCUGUUAUUGAUGGAAGAAGAGCUAACUGCAAUCUUGCUUCCAUGGGAGUUCAAAGAUCUAAACCCACUACCCCUAAACAUGGAGGAGGAGGCAGGAACUUACGGGUGAUGAGUGGUUUUCAUGGAGGGUUUCAAUCAGCAACAGCAUUUCCUUCAGCAACAACCUUCCCUCAUUAUGCUAUCCAACAAGGGAUACCUUACAAUCUUUAUGGGUACUCUCCCUACUCGCCAGAUUACACAUACCCUACGGGUUACUAUAGUGUGUAUGGGGGAGGAAAUAGUCAAUAUGGAGUGUAUGGGAGUGCAGCUACUGCUAGUGGUGUGUUAUCAAGUGCAGCUGCUGCAUUUUACCCAUACAUGAAUUUUGGUGAAGGAAAUGGCAAUGGCUGCUACACACCCAGCCAGGGCUAUGGUGUUCAGUACCCACACCAUCUCUUCCCCUAUUCUGCUGCUGCUGCUGGCCCUGGUUACCCAACACAGCACUAUGGCACCCCAAUUUCCCUAGCUCCCUCACCUGCCCUGCAUUCAGUUUGUUUUGCUGUGCCACAGGCGUGACAAUGACUCUGCGUGCACCAAUUCCUCAUCAUUAAGAGAGAUGGUAUAAUUGUCAAGAGAGAUCGAUACAACAUUGAUCUAUAAAAUGCCUCCCUCCGUGAAGGAUCUUUGGCCUAACCAUGGUUCUCUUGCAUCUUUCUCUUUCUCAAUUAAUGGAAGGAAGCCCGCGUAGGGCUUCUCCACAUAGGGUGUGGAGUAAAAUUUAAUCAAUCUCCACAUUUCCAUUUCUUCUCUUGUAAGGAAAGGCUCCUUCAAGAGAAACAAAGCAUUGCAUAUGCAUCAUCAUUAUCAUCUCAAGCUAUCAAAACAGCUUAGUUGAUCAUCAUAUUUUUUUUUCUCUCUAAAAACUUAGCCUAAUUGGAAAGGCUAAAGAAGAUUUUGCCCCUCAAGGGCUCAACUAAAAUGUCCCAAGUUAGUUUUAGUUUUUGAAAGAAAAGAGUUGAUGUAAAUUUCAACUUCACCUUAAUGUGAUGGCUAGUCCCUCCAACUUAAGCUUUACAUAUAACUUGUAGAUGUUAUAAAAGUUUUGUGAAAUCAUGGGCAUGAGGAUGAUGUCCCAAGUUUUUGUUACUUCUAACUAUUAACUAGUCUUAGGAUUUUACAACUUAGACUAGCUAGGAUCAAUUUACCUUUUGAAAAUCUUUUUUUAAAUUUUCUCUGUAUCUAACAAGCCAGUAAUCUCUCUUGAGGAUAAGAGGGAUUACCUGAACUAACUGUUGAUGUUUUUCUUUUAAUGUUGUAAAAAGUGUGGGGUGGGGGCUAGAAUUGGGUAAUUUUAACCCCCUUUUACUUUAAACAUAGGAGGGAUACUAUUGAUUUUGUUUGGUAAAUGUUUUUAUCAUAAGGAAGUCCACUCCAUUAAAUGGUGAUGGAGUUCCAAUGCAUGUGAAGUUGGUUACCCUAGGGAGAUAUUUUGGGGUCUCUUGGGUACUUCUUCAACAAGAGUGUCAACCAUGGUUAGGACUCAGGUCAUCUUCAUUUCUCUGUAAUUUGAUAUUAUAUAUAAUAUGUAUGGAUUGUAGUAAACUAGCAAGUAGAUUCAUUCUCCAUCAUGGAUGAUAGAGAAUGGAUUCAUUACUACUUAAGCAACUUACUCUUUUUAUUUUUCAAUUAUGUCAGACACAACUUUCUUUUAAUGCAUCCAUUGUUUAUGAAUUGAUAGACUAAUGUUUCUUAAA
Solanum tuberosum (potato) is the source of this 2107-nucleotide messenger RNA. Its product is annotated as probable RNA-binding protein ARP1. Bases 150 to 929 code for a protein of 259 amino acids. NCBI's taxonomy places the organism in Eukaryota, Viridiplantae, Streptophyta, Magnoliopsida, Solanales, Solanaceae. The record is from RefSeq and is a predicted model, not a curated record. Gene Ontology annotation, molecular function: RNA binding. The transcript has 6 exons.